UUCAUCAAUUACUAUUUAAUAAAAUACAAUAAAAUUAACAUUUCAAUUUUAUUGUAUUUUAUUAAAACAAAAAGAAAAAAACAUAGUCCGCGUUGGGUGGUAUCCUAAUAAUCUAUCAAGAGAGUACCCAAAUUCUUUUAAGAAAAAGAAAUAAAAUUACUUAAGGGCACAUGAAGUCGGCAAAGAGACUGAAAGUAAGUCAUGUGCCAAAGCUUUCCCUGUAGGACCCCCAAAACACGAAACCGAUGAAAGCCGCUUUUUCUUUCCGCUGACGUCAUGCUAACCGCCGCAUCCUUCCUCCCUACACGGUUGAGUCGCUUCGUCUUCUUCCUACUCUGUUCCCCUAUCCUUCUCCCUCUUCUCUGCCUCUCGAUCCCUCUCCUCUGCGCCGUCGAGAUCUUCAGCCGCCUCCGCUGCCGAAUCGCGAAAUCGGCGGCACCUUCCUCCGUCGUAACGGAAGUUCUCGCCGCAGGCGAAGAUGACUUGCGGCGAUGUGAGGAAGGAUGCGGCGAACUCGUAGCGGAAGAAGAUGAGACUGAAUGCAGUUUGCUUGAGAGAUACUUGGAGGAUCAGGCUAGAUCCAUUUACGAUUGUGGAGUCGGAGAUGAAGAAGAUGAGGGCGGCGAUCGUGAUCCAAUUAGGGUUCCUCUUUUGUCUUAGAAAGUUUUGUUUGUUUUCCAGAAAAGAAAUGUAAAUGUAGAUAAAAGGAAUGUAUAUCAAUUCGAUCAAGAUCUCAAUUGGUGAUUUGCAUCUAUUUAUCAAUAGCAUAUCCAUCAUUAAUUCAAUCAUAAUUUUGAUUGCUUUGUUCAACGACUGGAGAAAAAA
Messenger RNA from Eruca vesicaria subsp. sativa (arugula), 825 nucleotides. The record is from the annotation of a GenBank genome assembly. Lineage: Eukaryota; Viridiplantae; Streptophyta; Magnoliopsida; Brassicales; Brassicaceae.